AUGUUCCGCCCUGCCGCUGGCCACCUUCAACGAGGUACCACGUCCAGCUUCGUGCGGCUCGCCCGCCACCAUGCCCAUCGUCGUCACGCCUUACGCGCCCAUAUUCGAUGGCUGGCAGAUGUCGCGAACUCGAGGCCAGGUAGAAGUCUAGCACUUCCGACCAAGGCACGAUACAACGAAAUUGGCAUCCAGCAGCUUAGCGCCCACGUCUUUGACCAAGUCUUCCCCGACGGCUGCAAACCCCCUCCCGAGGAGCUCGUCGAGCUGUCAAAGGAUCAUCUGCGACGGCACGACCUCCUCGGCAAGAACACCGACAAAUCCGACCCCAUCGCCUUCGAUCUACCGCAGCUCCAGGGCCGCACCCUCGACGAACACUUUUUCAAGCUGGGAUCCGACUGCGCGGAACCGUUUCUGGGCUUUGCAAAGGAUUUUGCCAGGGCCAGUGCACCCCCGAAGCCUCGCAAGUGGGUGCGCCGCAGCGGGUGGACCAAAUACUACCCCGACGGCCGCACCGAGCAGGUCGACGCGCCUGGCGAGAACAUGCUGUGCUUCGACACCGAAGUCAUGUGGAAGGAGAGCCCGUUUGCCGUCAUGGCCUGCGCUUCGAGUCCCACGGCAUGGUACGCGUGGCUGUCUCCCUGGCUCCUCAAAGAGUCUAGCGAUGACAAGCAUCUCGUGCCCCUAGGGGACCCUACCAAGGAUCGCAUCAUCGUCGGCCACAACGUCGGCUUCGACAGGGCCCGCAUCCUCGAGGAGUACGACAUCAAGCAGUCGAGGAACGCCUUUCUGGAUACCAUGUCGCUUCACGUUGCCGUCAACGGAAUGUGUUCCCAACAGCGACCAACCUGGAUGCGCCACAAGAAGAACCGCGAACUGCGAGAGCGUGUUGCCCGUCAGACCGAGGAUCAUGGACUCGCCGAACUCCUGAGCAGCCCGAGCGGCGCUCACGACGAGGAGGAGCUGUGGGUCGAGAGGAGUUCAGUUAACUCUCUUCGUGACGUGGCCAAGUUCCACCUCAACGUAUCGAUCGACAAGGCUGUGCGCGACGAGUUUGGCGAGCUGGACCGCGACGGAGUCCUCGGUAAGCUCGAUGAGCUCAUGGACUACUGUGCUGCCGAUGUCGCCGUCACCCACCGUGUCUACCAGAUCGUCUUCCCCAACUUCCUCGAAGUCUGCCCUCACCCCGUCAGCUUCGCCGCCCUCCGCCACCUCUCAUCCGUCAUCCUGCCGGUCAACAGGUCUUGGGAAGCGUACAUCUCCAACGCCGAAGCUACCUACCACAAGCUCUCCGAUGGCGUCCAGGACCGCCUGGUGAAGCUGGCCGACAAGGCCAUCGAGAUCAAGGACCGGGAAGACAUCUGGGGCAAUGACCCGUGGCUGCAGCAGCUCGACUGGUCGGGCCAGGAGGUCAAAAUGGUCAAGGGAAAGCGCAAGAAUGACCCGCCCCGUCCCGCCGCUCGACAGAAGAAGCCCGGCAUGCCGCGGUGGUAUAAAGACCUCUUCCCCAAGAACGAUGCCCCCAUCAACAUCACUGUACGCACCAGGAUAGCCCCGCUCCUCCUCAAGCUGGCUUGGGACGGCCACCCCUUAUUCUGGUCAGACAAGUAUGGCUGGACGUUCCGGGUACCUCGAGCAGAGUCCGGCACAUACACAGCCAAGCAGAUGAUGCGGUGCGAGUUUGACGAGUCGGAGCCCGCUCUGCGUGCCGACUGGGCUCACGCCUACUUCAAGCUACCCCACAAGGAUGGCCCGUCUGCUCGGUGCGUGAAUCCCAUGGCCAAGGGCUACCUCGGCUACUUCGAGAGCGGAAUACUCACGUCGGAGUAUCCCUACGCCAAGGAGGCCCUGGAGAUGAAUGCGUCGUGUUCCUACUGGAUCAGUGCCCGGGAUCGCAUCAUGUCGCAGAUGGUGGUAUACAACGAGGACCUGCCGGGUACCGGCGAGAAGGGGGUUGGGGUUGGGAAGAAGAAGGCCGAGGCGUCCGAGGAAGCCGAUAGAAACGGCUUCAUCCUGCCGCAGGUGAUUCCCAUGGGCACGAUCACGCGGAGAGCGGUGGAGAACACGUGGCUCACGGCGAGCAACGCCAAGAAGAACCGUGUCGGCUCCGAGCUCAAGGCCAUGGUCCAGGCGCCCAAAGGCUACACAUUUGUCGGGGCAGACGUGGACUCGGAAGAGCUAUGGAUUGCCAGCUUAGUCGGGGACGCGACCUUCAAGAUCCACGGCGGCAACGCGGUGGGGUUCAUGACGCUGGAGGGCACCAAGUCCGCCGGAACGGACCUGCACUCGCGGACUGCGUCGAUCCUGGGCAUCACGCGCAGCGACGCCAAGGUGUUCAACUACGGACGCAUCUACGGGGCGGGGCUCAAGUUUGCGGCGACGCUGCUGAGGCAGUUCAACCCGGGCCUGUCGGAGAAGGAGACGAUGCAGACGGCGUCGCGGCUGUACGCCAACACCAAAGGCACCAGGACGAACCGGCGGGCGAUCCACAAGCGGCCGUUCUGGCGCGGCGGCACCGAGUCGUUCGUCUUCAACAAGCUCGAGGAGUUUGCCGAGCAGGAGAGGCCGCGCACACCCGUUCUCGGGGCUGGCAUCACCGAGGCUCUCAUGGGCCGCUUCGUCAGCAAGGGCGGGUACCUGACGUCCCGCAUCAACUGGGCCAUCCAGUCGUCGGGCGUCGACUACCUGCACCUGCUCAUCGUGGGCAUGGACUACCUGACGCGUCGGUUCAACAUUGACGCCCGGGUGGCCAUCACGGUGCACGACGAGAUCCGGUACCUGGUCAAGGACGAGGACAAGUACCGCGCCGCCAUGGCACUCCAGGUGGCCAACGUGUGGACCCGGGCCAUGUUUGCGCAGCAGGUGGGCAUCGACGACCUGCCCCAGUCAUGCGCCUACUUCUCGGCCGUCGACUUUGACCGCGUGCUCCGCAAGGAGGUGGACAUGGAGUGCCUCACGCCCAGCAACAGGACGCCCAUCCCGCCCGGCGAGACCAUGGACAUGACGGCCCUCCUCGACAAGGGAUCGCUCGCCCGUCUGGACCCGGAUACAGUCCCGGAUGCCAGGUACGCGCCCCGCACGGAGAGCAUAGAGUACAGGCCCCGCGUGCCCGUCAUGCAGACGAUCCGCGACAGCGCGGACGAGAGCGCCUUCUUCCGGCGAGCGCAGAUCGUCGGCACAGACGACGAGCUCCGCGACCUGCUGAGGGACAUGCGCACGGCGACGGCGCCGUCCACGACGGCGGCCAAGAAGGUGGCGCUGCCGACGACGGGCUCGAGAAGAAAGUCGGUCCUCCCCUACAGGGCUCACCCGCAGCUCGUGCCUAUGGAUGAACCCAUCUCCGUGUCGGAGGCUAUGAAUCGGCAGCACAGGGCGUACGAUUCCAAGAAGUGGCAGUGGACGAGCAAGGGUGGUAAAGGGGCGAGGGCUACAAGUUGGAGGAUGUGA
This is a messenger RNA of Geosmithia morbida, 3444 nucleotides long. RefSeq names its product DNA polymerase gamma 1. The transcript has 2 exons. Gene Ontology annotation, biological process: mitochondrial DNA replication. The coding region runs from base 1 to 3444 and encodes 1147 amino acids. The record is from RefSeq and is a predicted model, not a curated record. Gene Ontology annotation, cellular component: mitochondrion; gamma DNA polymerase complex. Gene Ontology annotation, molecular function: 3'-5' exonuclease activity; DNA-directed DNA polymerase activity; DNA binding. NCBI's taxonomy places the organism in Eukaryota, Fungi, Ascomycota, Sordariomycetes, Hypocreales, Bionectriaceae.